Molecule: messenger RNA, 870 nt
Organism: Sphaeramia orbicularis (orbiculate cardinalfish)
Lineage: Eukaryota; Metazoa; Chordata; Actinopteri; Kurtiformes; Apogonidae
Gene: gng4
Product: G protein subunit gamma 4
Exons: 3
Coding region: 166-393 (75 amino acids)
Biological process (GO): G protein-coupled receptor signaling pathway
Cellular component (GO): heterotrimeric G-protein complex
Molecular function (GO): G-protein beta-subunit binding
Source: RefSeq, a predicted model, not a curated record
CCCGCGUCCAGACCCGCACGGAGACGCACGACUCCGCACGACGUGAGCCAGGAUUCACCGGGGCCGGGGUUUCCUCACCGCCUCACGGAUCCGGUUUAUUCGAGCUGGGUGGAGUCAGAGCCGGACCUCCGAACCCGAACACCGCCGGUGCAUCCCAGGAGCAACAUGAAGGACGGCAUCGCCAACAACAGCACGGCCAGCAUCUCGCAAGCCCGGAAAGCAGUGGAGCAGCUGAAGAUGGAGGCCUGCAUGGACCGGAUAAAGGUGUCCAAAGCCGCCGCUGACCUGAUGGCGUACUGCGACGCCCACAUACGUGAGGACCCGCUCAUCGUUCCGGUUCCGGCGUCGGAGAACCCGUUCCGGGAGAAGAAGUUCUUCUGCACCAUCCUCUGAUGAUCCGCCACCGGCUGGGUCCGGGCGCCGCCGCGGCGCCGCUCCCCUGUCUUCACCACACCCGAGGCCUCGGUUUUCGGGGCGGAGUCUGAGGGGUCGUCCCUGUCCUGGUGGCGGCGGGGCUUUGGGGCGUCGACCCAGUGAGCGUAUCAUGUCUUGUUAAAUAGGUUUGUUAUUGCUUCGUUAUUAGAGAACAGCCUUGCUCAGUGCUUCAUGAGAUCAGAGAUGUUUUUCUGCGUUUUUUUAUCGUGUUAGAUCUUACGCCUCAGGAAACACACGUUCGCCGGCGACGUUAAACUUUUCCACCGUUAACGAAAACGCUUUCCACCAUUUUACCCUCGAUUCGACUUUUCCUGCAGGUUUGUAGCAGCGACAUCACUUUUACUUUAAUUAACGGCUCAUUAGAUUCUGAUUGGAGCAGAAACAUGUGUCACAUGACCCAACCUGCCCCAUUAAUAAAAAUAACAAUGAUAAUAA